Molecule: messenger RNA, 2819 nt
Organism: Chrysemys picta bellii (western painted turtle)
Lineage: Eukaryota; Metazoa; Chordata; Testudines; Emydidae
Source: RefSeq, a predicted model, not a curated record
ACCCGCACACAGCAGCGCGUCUCGCCGGCUGCGCGACCCGCGGCAUGGCAGCCAAGUGCCCCCGGUGCGCCAAGGCCGUCUACUUUGGUUUUUCACUUCACCUCCCAUCGCCAGGCCUGGCUUCAUGGAGAAUUGCCUGUUGCUGAGGUGCUCUGGAUGUGGCUCCCGCUAGACCCUCAGGGGUCACUGCAGACCGAGAAAGUGACCUCUUUAGGCAAGGACUGGCACAAGUUCUGUUUGAAGUGCGAGCGCUGCAACAAGACCCUGACCCCCGGGGGCCAUGCUGAGCAUGACGGGAAGCCCUUCUGCCACAAGCCAUGCUAUGCAACAUUGUUCGGACCAAAAGGUGUGAAUAUUGGUGGAGCUGGCUCCUAUAUCUAUGAGAAGCCUCAGAUGGAAGAGCAGCCGGCUCUGGGGCCCAUUGAGCAUGUUUCGAAGGUAGAAGAGAAGAAAGUCAGUGGCCCACCGAAGGGGCCCAGCAGAGCCUCCAGUGUCACCACCUUCACCGGGGAGCCCAACAUGUGCCCGCGCUGUGGCAAAAAAGUCUACUUUGCUGAGAAGGUGACUUCACUGGGGAAGGACUGGCACCGCCCCUGCCUGCGCUGCGAGCGCUGCGGCAAGACUCUGACCCCUGGCGGCCAUGCGGAGCACGAUGAGCAGCCAUACUGCCACAAGCCCUGCUACGGGAUCCUCUUUGGACCAAAGGGAGUGAACACUGGAGCUGUUGGAAGUUACAUCUACGAUAAAGACCCCGAAGCAAAGGACCAGCCCUAAGGAGCUCGCUGCCUCCCUCCUGCCCGCCCGCCCGACACAGGCCACUCUCACUGUUCCCUCUUUCCUCAGCUCCCCUCUGUAGAAGUAGCUUAGCUCCAGGACGGCCAAGCCGUGCGCUGGAGCAGCCCUGAGCCUGGCUGGCCACAGAGCUGUGCUCCCUGCUGUUUGUAUUUUGGGCGGGGCGGUCCCGCCCUCUGGAUUUUAUAAUAUAAUAUAAGCUUUGAUGUUAAAAACAGAAGUAGAAAGUGUCUCUGGUUGCUCCCAAUGUGCCUGACUCUCCUGAGCUCUCCCAUGGGGUUCCUUAUCCCUCAGGCCCUCAGCCCCCUGCCAGCCAUGGGAUGGAGGCUUCCUGGAUAUGACUGGUAUGCACUUGGCAUCACAGUUCAUGGUAGCCCUCUCCAAGCGAGCCCGUCGGCAAGCCCUGGAUGAUGUGCAGCCAGUGCAGGCUCCUGCUGCGCUGCAGGCUGGGACAAGCUCAGUUCCAGAUCAUCCAUAUCUAACAGCAGCUCCUUUCACCGCUGCGGUUCCAGUCGCAAGCAGGAGGACAGAGCUGGCCCCCCAACCCCCCGGUAACAUGGGGUGGGGGCAGGGAGGAGUCACGUGGGGGGAUGUCACGUGGGGAGAUCAUGUGCCCCCUUUAGCUGGUGCCCCCCUUUGUGUCCCUCCCAUGAGUCGCCCAGCCUUGAGGAAAUGGUCCCAUGGCCUGCCAGCCCUCCAGCUGGGUCUGCCCAGUGGCUGCUGGCAUUCUAGAGAGGCCAAUCAGGAACAGAUGGCCCACUGGCUGUGUAGGACGGCAGUCUUGCACCUCAGAAACGGUUGUGUUAAGUGUGGGAGUCAUUGCUUAAGCAGGCGUUCUCUUCAAGCCCAGGGAGAACGCUUUGGGCUCCAUUGUGCCCUCAGUCUGCGAGCUCUGUGCACACACCAUGUAGUUGCUCUCCUGCUCGUGUCCUUGUCUGGAGCAAUGGGCAGAGCCCGGGCGCAGCUUUCUAGCUACUGGUGGGUUACGAGGCCAUAUGGCCUAUAUUCCUUUCAGUCCUGCUGUAGGUGACCACGCUGGCCUGCUGCUGAUGAGCAUGGGCGUCCCAUUUCUGGCAUCCGUGCGCUCUGCUGUGUUGCUUAGGGCUAGUGCCUCCUUGGCCCUGAAUCCCACCCGCCCGCCUUGUUCUCUGCAGCAGGUGGCAGAAUUGGGAGCUUAGACUCUGGGAACAGCUGGAGUGUACAUGUGUGAUGCCAGCCCCUGGUAUGUAGACUGCAUGCCCAUUCCCAACAGCUGGAAGCAACUUAGUGCACUCUUGGGGCUGCCUAAACAGCUGCUUCUCCGCACUGUGCUGCAAGGAGAGGUCAAUCCGUGUGAUCCCAAAUGUGUUCGCUGGGGUGCUGAGUUUGGCCUGGGAGCUGAGGGUGCUGCUGUGGGUGCACAUGUACCCCAGCCUGCACCCCCAUUAACACUGAACUUCACAGUGCGCUGCAUCCAGGACCAUGGGAGGGUCCCUGUGACAUGGGCCCUGAAGAUAAAUGCUAGGGUCUGAAUCCAUGGCCCUACCCUGUGUGGGAGGAGGGAGCACAGGUCCCUUGUUUGUGCCAUACAGCACACUAUGGCCCUGGUGAGGGAAUGGGCUCGGAGGGGCUGGUGGGAGAGUCAGGGGUGUUGGGACAAUGGCUGGAAGUCGGCUGAGUGGUGUGAAGUGUGCAAGGCUCCCGCCUUCGCCCGCUCGGAGGAGACUGUUUGUUGUGUGUGUGUUUUUUAGUCUAUUUAUAAGCGGAUAGAAAUGUGCUUUCUGCUUCGGUGAAUGGUGUGCACUCCCCAGGUCACCCCCCAGAUCACCACACUGGCCAUUCACACUGACCCCCUAAGAGGGAAUUGGGAGCAAACCUACGGAGCUUGCGCUCUGCCUCCAGCCUGGCCUGUCGCCCUAGGCUAACGUAACCUGCAGGGCCAGCUGCCAUGCUCCCACUAGGUACAGGCCAACCAGAACGCACCUGAAACAAGCCAGCAGAACUGAUUUCCUGUUAUUAUUGCUGACAAUAAAAGUUUUGAACAACAA